Molecule: messenger RNA, 1229 nt
Organism: Venturia canescens
Lineage: Eukaryota; Metazoa; Arthropoda; Insecta; Hymenoptera; Ichneumonidae
Exons: 3
Coding region: 643-1197 (184 amino acids)
Source: RefSeq, a predicted model, not a curated record
UAACGGUGAAUAAGCGGAACACACCCGUUUGCUCGACGGAAUUUUCGGAAUCGAUUACUCAAUCGUCUAAUCGGGUAACUCGGAUUGGUCGUUGUGGCGUGACGGCGCAGAAGACCGAACGAACAGAUGCCAUCGAACGAAAUACAUUCUUAAAAGGAAAUAAAAAUCGAUUGAUCGAUCAUUUAGAAUAACUCGAAGUUCUUAGCUGAAGAAUGUUCUUGCCGGCGUGACGGGAGGCUGUGCAAACUCGCGAUAGAUCGAUCGUUGAUCUGACAUCGGGCUUGUGACCGCGCAUCGAAAGAACGGUAUUUUAAUAGAAGUCAAGCCGAUGUGAAUCGUACUUUUUACGACUGCUACUGCGUUUGGCGCAACGUGAAUGACCCCGGUGAAUCAAGUGAACCGAAGAACCAGUUUUAAUAUCAAUUUCUCUUCAACAACGAGAUGCAAACUGCACGAAAUAAUCCCUGAUUCAUUGGAGCAAUUAAAUGCAGUGGCACGAAAGCGCAGGGCAAACGAUUCUUACGUUACGAUACAAUACAUGAAGAGACAUUCCCAUCAAAACAGCCCACACUUUCGGGGUUGAAGUAUCGAAGCCCGAAGUUUAAAUUUUCGUGAGUACAGAACAAGAGCUCGCAACGAAGAAUGCAUUCCGGUGUUAAUCUAGUCGUAAUCUUAUUGACCCUCGGUUAUUUGGUGAAUGGGCUGGACUCAUCGCACCCGGAAAUCUGGAAAAGUAGAACCCAAGACUUGUUACCACUGCCCUCUCAUUUAUUCGGCUCCGGAAGUCGUGAGAAUAUUUCACGAAAGCUCAAGCGUCCCAAUUCAACGAAAAUACAUCAGUCUCCCGACACCAAUGCCAGCUCGAUCAGGGACAAACUUAUCUCGUUGAAUGGAACCAUCAAACUUCAUACAAAUAAGGAAAAAAAUGCUGUUGCCAUUGCGAAAACGAAUAAGCUGGCGCUUAUUCACGAUCUGAACGCAAAGCCCAAAAUCCACUUGGAAAGACGAGAUAAAAAAAAAAAAAACAAGAUAAAAAGGAGUCGCGUGCUUAUGGCUCUGUUGCUCGCCUACAAGCUCAAAUUCGCCGCUCUAAUCCCUACGAUAGUAGGGGGUCUGGCCCUUCUGGUAUCGACAACAGCCCUCGCUGGAUUCUUCUUUGCCUUAUUCGCCGCGGUGCUUGGUCUCAAGGGUCACUGAUGAUCCUCGGAUACAUCGAACGAUCGUCCAGA